CGUUCCCCCAUCUCCACUGGCCAUCUCUAAGUCACAUUAAGGUUAGAAUUGUGCGCACAUUUCGAAGCGAGUGAAGUGAGCUUGUUGUUUUACAUCAAAUAGAAUCGGAAGCAUUCGUUUAACUGUCUUGUUAAUAUUUCGCAGUACCAGUUUAAUUCACAAUGUUCCGUUUGCCUGUUUCGCUUGCUCGCACCUCCAUCAGCCGCCAGCUGGCCAUGCGCGGCUAUGCCAAGGACGUGCGAUUCGGUGCCGAGGUGCGCGCCAUGAUGCUGCAGGGCGUCGAUGUGCUGGCCGAUGCCGUGGCCGUGACCAUGGGUCCAAAGGGCCGCAACGUGAUCAUCGAGCAGUCGUGGGGCUCGCCCAAGAUCACCAAGGACGGCGUGACGGUGGCCAAGUCCAUUGAGCUGAAGGACAAGUUCCAGAACAUUGGCGCCAAGCUGGUCCAGGAUGUGGCCAACAAUACGAACGAAGAGGCUGGCGACGGCACCACCACCGCCACCGUUCUGGCCCGCGCCAUCGCCAAGGAGGGCUUCGAGAAGAUCUCGAAGGGCGCCAAUCCCGUCGAGAUUCGUCGCGGAGUCAUGUUGGCCGUGGAGACGGUGAAGGACAACCUGAAGGCCAUGUCGCGCACGGUGAAGACGCCCGAGGAGAUCGCCCAGGUGGCCACCAUCUCGGCCAACGGUGACCUGGCCAUCGGCAAUCUGAUCAGCGAGGCCAUGAAGAAGGUGGGACGCGAUGGCGUCAUCACCGUCAAGGACGGCAAGACCCUCAACGACGAGCUGGAGGUGAUCGAGGGCAUGAAGUUCGAUCGCGGCUACAUCUCGCCCUACUUCAUCAACUCGUCCAAGGGCGCCAAGGUGGAGUUCCAGGACGCCCUGCUCCUGCUGUCCGAGAAGAAGAUCUCCUCGGUGCAGAGCAUCAUUCCCGCCCUGGAGCUGGCCAACGCGCAGCGCAAGCCGCUGGUCAUCAUUGCCGAGGACAUCGAUGGCGAGGCCCUCAGCACCCUGGUGGUGAACCGCCUGAAGAUCGGCCUGCAGGUGGCCGCCGUGAAGGCUCCCGGAUUCGGGGACAACCGGAAGAGCACCCUCACCGACAUGGCCAUCGCCUCCGGCGGCAUUGUCUUCGGCGAUGAUGCCGAUCUCGUCAAGCUGGAGGACGUGAAGGUCAGCGAUUUGGGGCAGGUGGGCGAGGUGGUGAUCACCAAGGACGACACGCUGCUGCUGAAGGGCAAGGGCAAGAAGGAGGAUGUGCUGCGUCGCGCCACCCAGAUCAAGGAACAGAUCGAGGACACCACCUCGGAGUACGAGAAGGAGAAGCUGCAGGAGCGCCUGGCCCGUCUGGCCUCAGGCGUGGCCCUGCUCCGCGUCGGCGGCUCCAGCGAGGUGGAGGUCAACGAGAAGAAGGACCGCGUCCACGAUGCCCUGAACGCCACCCGUGCCGCCGUCGAAGAGGGAAUCGUUCCCGGAGGCGGCACCGCUCUGCUGCGCUGCAUUGAGAAGCUGGACUCCGUGAAGACCUCCAACGAGGAUCAGAACCUCGGCGUGGAGAUUGUGCGUCGUGCCCUGCGCAUGCCCUGCAUGACGAUCGCCAAGAAUGCCGGCGUGGAUGGCGCCAUGGUGGUGGCCAAGGUGGAGACCCAGACCGGCGACUACGGCUACGAUGCGCUGAAGGGCGAGUACGGCAACCUGAUCGAGAAGGGCAUCAUUGACCCGACCAAGGUGGUGCGCACCGCCAUCACCGACGCCUCCGGCGUGGCCUCGCUGCUGACCACCGCCGAGGCUGUGGUGACCGAGAUCCCCAAGGAGGACGGAGCUCCUGGCAUGCCCGGCAUGGGUGAUGGGCGGCAUGGGAGGCAUGGGCGGCAUGGGUGGCAUGAUGUAAGCCAGCCCCAUGAGACUUUGAAGCCAGCGUACUGUUUAAGUCAUGAUGCGGAGCACGGCGGCGCAGAGGAGGGCCAGCGAACGGAGCCCCAGUCGAGGCGAGACCCACCAAUAUCUCUUACAUCGGUGCAUCCAGAGCCAGGUUCACACACCACACACCACUACCAGCACCUCUGUUUUGACUCACAUGCACCACACACUCUAAUCCUCUGAUGAAAUAUUGUUUUGCUUCGCAUUUAUACUUUGGCAAAAGGCAAACACGUCAACAAUGACAACAACAACGACAACAACAACAACACAUAAACAUCGGUCUGGAUGUGAGCUCGCCGAGACUUCUGCGUUCGCUCCGCCCCGCGCCCCGCUUCCAUUAUGUUCUACGUUUUUUUAACUAUUCCUUAAAUCUAUUUUUUUUACAUGUUAUAUAUGUAAAGAUACCGUUAGUUGUAAAAUAUAAAAUAAAACAGAAGUUAAAUUGAGGAAAAAC
Molecule: messenger RNA, 2364 nt
Organism: Drosophila gunungcola (fruit fly)
Lineage: Eukaryota; Metazoa; Arthropoda; Insecta; Diptera; Drosophilidae
Gene: Hsp60A
Product: heat shock protein 60A
Biological process (GO): apoptotic mitochondrial changes; protein import into mitochondrial intermembrane space; protein refolding
Cellular component (GO): mitochondrial matrix; mitochondrial inner membrane
Molecular function (GO): protein-folding chaperone binding; ATP binding; ATP-dependent protein folding chaperone
Source: RefSeq, a predicted model, not a curated record